Tachyglossus aculeatus (Australian echidna) is the source of this 1896-nucleotide messenger RNA. RefSeq names its product methyltransferase like 3 (gene METTL3). The transcript has 11 exons. Gene Ontology annotation, molecular function: mRNA m(6)A methyltransferase activity; mRNA (2'-O-methyladenosine-N6-)-methyltransferase activity. NCBI's taxonomy places the organism in Eukaryota, Metazoa, Chordata, Mammalia, Monotremata, Tachyglossidae. Gene Ontology annotation, cellular component: RNA N6-methyladenosine methyltransferase complex; nucleus. Bases 31 to 1746 code for a protein of 571 amino acids. The record is from RefSeq and is a predicted model, not a curated record.
CCCCGUGGGAUCGCGGGCCCGGAGUCCGGCAUGUCGGACACGUGGAGCUCCAUCCAGGCCCACAAAAAGCAGCUGGACUCCCUGAGGGAGCGCCUGCAGCGGAGGCGGAAGCAGGACGGCGGACACCUCGACCCCCGCAACCCGGAGGCCGCCCUGUCCCCGGCCUUCCGCAGCGACAGCCCCGUGCCGACGGCCCCCGCCCCCGGGACCCCCGAUCUCUCCACGGACCCCGAGCUGGAGAAGAAGCUGCUGCACCACCUCUCCGACCUGGCCCUCACCCUGCCCACCGAUGCCGUGUCCAUCCGCCUCGCCAUCUCCACGCCCGAGGCCCCCGCCACGCAGGACGGGGUGGAGAGCCUCCUGCAGAAGUUCGCCGCCCAGGAGCUGAUCGAGGUGAAGCGGGGUCUCCUGCAGGACGCCGCCCACCCGACGCUGGUGACCUACGCGGACCACUCCAAGCUCUCGGCCAUGAUGGGGGCCGUGGAGGAGAAGAAGGGGCCCGGGGACGGGGCGGGGCUGGGCCCGGGCCAGAAGCGGCGGGCGGAGCAGGACCUGGGCCCGGCGGCGGCCUUCGCCGGCUCCGCCGCCUCGGGCCCGUCCUCCCUGGCUUCGGAGCCGGCCCGGGAGCCCCCCAAGAAGUCCCGCAGGCCCGCCGCCUCCGACCUCGACCUGGAGAUCGAGAGCCUCCUGAACCAGCAGUCCACCAAGGAGCAGCAGAGCAAGAAGGUGAGCCAGGAGAUCCUGGAGCUGCUGAACACGACGACCGCCAAGGAGCAGUCCAUAGUGGAGAAGUUCCGCUCGCGCGGCCGCGCCCAGGUGCAGGAGUUCUGCGACUACGGCACCAAGGAGGAGUGCAUGAAGGCCAGCGACGCCGACCGGCCCUGCCGCAAGCUGCACUUUCGGCGCAUCAUCAACAAACACACGGACGAGUCGCUGGGCGACUGCUCCUUCCUCAACACCUGCUUCCACAUGGACACGUGCAAGUACGUCCACUACGAGAUCGACGCCUGCGUGGACCCCGAGGCCCCCGGCAGCCUGGACCGCGGCCCCAGCCAGGAGCUGGCCCUCACCCAGGGCGUCGGGGGAGACCCCAGCGUGGACCGCCUCUUCCCGCCGCAGUGGAUCUGCUGCGACAUCCGCUACCUGGACGUGAGCAUCUUGGGGAAAUUUGCGGUGGUGAUGGCGGACCCGCCCUGGGACAUCCACAUGGAGCUGCCCUACGGGACCCUGACGGACGACGAGAUGCGCAGGCUCAACAUCCCCGGGCUGCAGGACGACGGCUUCCUCUUCCUCUGGGUCACGGGCAGGGCCAUGGAGCUGGGCAGGGAAUGUCUGAACCUCUGGGGGUACGAGCGGGUGGAUGAGAUCAUCUGGGUGAAGACCAACCAGCUGCAACGCAUCAUCCGAACCGGCCGCACGGGCCACUGGCUGAACCACGGCAAGGAGCACUGCCUGGUGGGCGUCAAAGGCAACCCCCAAGGCUUCAACCGCGGCCUGGACUGUGACGUGAUCGUGGCCGAGGUCCGCUCCACCAGCCACAAGCCGGACGAGAUCUACGGCAUGAUCGAGAGGCUGUCGCCGGGGACCCGCAAGAUCGAGCUGUUCGGACGCCCCCAUAACGUGCAGCCCAACUGGAUCACCCUCGGGAACCAGCUGGAUGGCAUCCACUUGCUCGACCCGGACGUGGUUGCCCAGUUUAAGCAGCGCUAUCCCGACGGCAUCAUCUCGAAACCCAAGAACAUGUAGGAGGCCCGCUGCCCCCUCCAUCCCAUCCCGCCCCGCUCCUGAUCCGGCCGGGGUGCGGCUCUCCCGGUUUCCGGGUGGGAAGUGGGGUCGCCGUCUGUGCGGCCGAGGGUUCGGAGUGGCGGCGGCGGCCCGCUCCGCAUAAAAAAUGCU